This is a messenger RNA of Haplochromis burtoni (Burton's mouthbrooder), 1005 nucleotides long. RefSeq names its product peptide deformylase, mitochondrial (gene pdf). Gene Ontology annotation, biological process: peptidyl-methionine modification; N-terminal protein amino acid modification. Gene Ontology annotation, molecular function: peptide deformylase activity. The transcript is spliced from 3 exons. Lineage: Eukaryota; Metazoa; Chordata; Actinopteri; Cichliformes; Cichlidae. The record is from RefSeq and is a predicted model, not a curated record. The coding region runs from base 119 to 892 and encodes 257 amino acids. Gene Ontology annotation, cellular component: mitochondrion.
AUUGUGAAAGCGUGGUUGACCAGGAAGAACUUUACCGGAGCCGUGAAUGUCUCUGCCCUGACUUCACCCUCCAAACUAUGCGGUCUUGUCUAAUCCAAAGCGGAGCUCAGACGGUUCUAUGAGUCCCACCAUGAACACGUCCUCAGUGUCUCUGCUCCAGCUCUCCUGGACCGGGCUCAGACUGUAUGCAUCUAAAGGCCAUCGCUCCGGAGCCCUGAGCCUGAUGGCAGCAGCUUCCACCCGUCUUCCACACACCUCACCCUGUAGACGCUCCUUAUCCAGCAACGUCAAAGUGCGCUCCUACCUGCAGUACGUCAAACGCAAGAUCAUAUCUCCCCCCAGUCCUCCGUACAGCCAUGUGUGUCAGGUAGGAGACCCGGUGCUGCGUUCACAUGCAGCUGCUGUGGACCCUUCAGCUGUAACAGGACCUGAGAUCCAGCGUGUCAUUAAAACUAUGGUGGCAGUAAUGAGGAAGCUUGAGUGCGUGGGACUGAGUGCGCCUCAAAUUGGCGUGCCACUCCGGAUCCUGGCUCUGGAAUAUCCCCAAAAAAUGUUUGAAGAGAGCUCGCCUGCCACGAGGGAGGUCCGCGGUCUCUCCGUCCAGCCCCUAAGGAUCUUUGUGAACCCACAGCUGAGGGUGCUGGAUGGUCGGACGGUGCUGUUUCAGGAGGCCUGUGAGAGCAUCUCGGGCUUCUCUGCCACGGUUCCCCGCUACCUGUCUGUGGAAGUGUCUGGUCUCAAUGAAAAUGGCGAAGCUGUAACGUGGCAGGCUAGUGGCUGGUCGGCCCGGAUCGUCCAGCACGAGAUGGACCACCUGGACGGCGUCCUCUACGUCGACCGCAUGGACACAAAGACCUUCAUUAAUAUCAACUGGCAGGCACACAACGAAUAGAGUGAACACCUGCUCAGGGCAGACUGGCUAACUGGCGAUGCACAUGUGAACGUGUCUUCUGGUUUCUGUGGACCACAGAUCUGUACUUUGACAAUAAAUGCUGAAAGGAUGCA